AUGAAGUUCAAUUCUUUCCAGUUGCCUAUGGGGCCGGUGUCUCUGUACGCGGACGGCUACAAGCACGGAGUGAUCCGCCUGCGCGUAAAGCCGGACGCGGAGUGGGUGUGGGAAGUACCUGAAGUUGUUGUUGCGCACCCCGUCGCGGAGUCGACCCUGACGGUGAGGCAGGAGGGCCGCACGCAGGUGAUCGCCAACGACACAUCAACGCUGUCUGUGACCCGUGAUGGGGACAGCCUGAACUUUUCGUUUGUUGCACACGAUAAGGAGGUUGUCGUCGGGUUCGUGGAGCUGCGCGACGUGGAGGCGCCUGCGGUGGAACUGCGCUUCCCCGUGGCAAAGAAGCUGUACGGGCUACCGGAGCACACGCAAGACCUGGCGAUGCAGAAGGGCGAGUCGUACCAGCUGUUUAACACCGAUGCGUUCAGGUAUCCGUUGCAGAGCGGUGACCCGAAGUACGGAGCGAUUCCCUUCCUGAUGGCCUACUCGGCCUCCGCCACGGCCGGUGUGCUCUUCAUGAACUCGUCGGAGAUGUACGUGCGCAUCUUGGAACGCCCUGGCGCCCCCGCGGUGCGAUGGACCGCGGAGGUGGGCAUCACGGAUCUCUUCUUCAUCCCUGGUCCCACACCCCAUGCUGUGCAGCAGCACCACGCGCUGAUCACCGGUCCGACCUUUUUCCCGCCUUACAGUGUGCUGGGCUACCACCAAUGCCGCUGGAAUUACAUGACGCAGGAAGAGUGCAUGUCUGUGGAAGCCGGCAUGUCCGGCGCUGACAUGCCGUACGACGUGCUGUGGCUGGACAUCGAGUACUCCGCGGACAAGAAGUACUUCCAAUUCGACCAUGAUGCUUUUCCCGACCCGAAAGCGUUGCUGGACCACCUGGUGUCUCGCGGUCGCAAGAUGGUGACCAUCAAGGACCCACACACGAAGACGGAGGAGGGCUGGGAGGUGUACGACGAGGGAGUGGCAGGAAACCACUUUGUGCGCACCCCCGACGACUUGCAGAACUUCGAGGCGGACUGCUGGCCCGGCAACAGCUGCUGGCCCGACUUCCUACAGCGCCGCACCCGCGAGUGGUACGCGACCUUCUUCCACGACGACAGGUGCGAGUGCGGCGGCCGCAACACGUACACGUGGGUGGACAUGAACGAGCCAGCGGUGUUUCACGGAUACCGGGAGCGCACCAUGCCCCGCGAGGCGCUGCACCACACCGACGACGGCCGCGCAGUGCAGCACCGCUACCUGCACAACCUCUACGGAUUCCUGAGUGUGCUGUCCGCUACGCAAGGGUGUCUGGAGGCUGCGGGCCCUGGCGUGGAGCCGGAGCGCCCCUUCGUCUUGACUCGCAGCUUCUUCGCCGGCAGCCAGCGUCUGUGUGGCAUGUGGGCGGGCGAUAACAUGUCCCGCUGGGACCACCUGCAGGGUACGAUGGCGGAACUGCUGUGCCUUUCGCUGUCGAACUACCCGUUCUGCGGUGUGGAUGCCGGCGGCUUCUUGUAUGAGCCCACGAGUGAACUGUUCCAGCGCUGGCUCCAGGCUGCUGUUUUCUACCCUUUUUACCGUGGCCACGCCAACAUGGACACCCUCCACCGCGAGCCGUACGUGUGGGAACCUUCAGCGCGUAACCGCAUUCGUGCUGCACUGUACCUGCGCUACACACUGAUCCCACACCUGUACACGGUGUUCUACCACGCGCACCACGAAGGUGCGACGGUGCUGCGUCCGCUGUUUUUCGAGUUCCCUGCGGAAGAGGAACUGGCGGAGGUUCAGGACUCGUUCAUGUUCGGGCCGUCGCUGCUUGCGUGCCCGGUGGUGCACAGCGAGGCACAAACGGUGGAUGUGUGUCUGCCGAAGAGCGCGCUAUGGUACGAAUACCCGAGCGGCCGCAGGGUUGCCGGGGCGGGCGUGCACACGGUGCCGGUGACGAUGGACUCGAUCCCGAUGUACCUACGCGGCGGUUGCGUGCUGCCGACAAAGGCGCAAAGGCGCGCCUCGACUGCGUUCGCCGUCAACGACUCUUUCACGCUGCACGUGGCGCUGGACGCCCACGGUGCUAGCGAAGGUGAACUGUACCUGGACGACAUGAAGACGUUCCAGUACAAGCAAGGCCGGUUUGCGCACCGCGCGUUCAAGUACGCGGACGGCACGCUUUCGUGCAGCGCUGCGUCGGAGGGGCAGUUCUCCGCGCCGAACACGGUGGAGCGCGUCGUGAUCUACGGCGCCGCUGCCGGGACUGUGGAGUCUGCGACCGCCAAAGGGGCAUCGCUGCCGGUGGAGCAGCACAGCGAUAUGGUGUUUAUUGACGUGCGCAGCACGCCGCUGCGCGUCGAUGAGGACUGGACAAUCACGCUUCAUUAA
Messenger RNA from Leptomonas pyrrhocoris, 2358 nucleotides. RefSeq names its product putative alpha glucosidase II subunit. Gene Ontology annotation, biological process: N-glycan processing; carbohydrate metabolic process. Gene Ontology annotation, molecular function: carbohydrate binding; alpha-glucosidase activity. The transcript has a single exon. The coding region runs from base 1 to 2358 and encodes 785 amino acids. The record is from RefSeq and is a predicted model, not a curated record. NCBI's taxonomy places the organism in Eukaryota, Euglenozoa, Kinetoplastea, Trypanosomatida, Trypanosomatidae.